CAGGGGAGGACUGACCAUUUGGAAACUCGGGCACUGCCCGAGGGCCCGGGGUCAGUAGGGGGCCCCAUGAGAUGCCCCUGGUACCUUUUUCAUAGUUUUUUUUGAGUUUGGGCAAGGACACAGGGGCCCCAUGAUUCAAUAUUGCCCGGGGGCCCCAUGAGUUGUCAGUCCACCCCUGCCUGCUAUGCCGCCUAUCAGUGCUGCCUAUCAGUGCCCAUCAAUGCUGCCUAUCAGUGCCCAUCAGUGCCACCUAUUAGUGCCCAU
This is a messenger RNA of Staurois parvus, 264 nucleotides long. Lineage: Eukaryota; Metazoa; Chordata; Amphibia; Anura; Ranidae. The record is from the annotation of a GenBank genome assembly.